Orbilia oligospora ATCC 24927 is the source of this 2250-nucleotide messenger RNA. RefSeq lists its product as uncharacterized. Gene Ontology annotation, biological process: regulation of GTPase activity; signal transduction. Bases 1 to 2250 code for a protein of 749 amino acids. NCBI's taxonomy places the organism in Eukaryota, Fungi, Ascomycota, Orbiliomycetes, Orbiliales, Orbiliaceae. The transcript has 2 exons. The record is from RefSeq and is a predicted model, not a curated record. Gene Ontology annotation, cellular component: cytoplasm.
AUGGGAAAGCACAACAAGGAUCUACCGGCCCGGCCCUCUACCUCGCGGGAGAGGGAAAGGCACCGGUCUAAGGAGAGAUCCGAAGUUAUUCGAGAACGAUCAAGGAGCAGAGCCCCUUCAAAUUCAUCGGCAGCCUCUUCUAGUGUCCAAAUCCCCGACUAUUACCUCCAGGACUCUCGCUCUACACCUCCGUUGCCAGCGCCCGCCAGUCGUCGAGGGAAAGAAGAUCAACUAUCCGAUAUGCGGUCCAAUAAGUCACCUUCGCAGCCAAAUACGCUCCAGAAGCCGAGGAGGAAAGAGGCUGUCCCGAAACUCAUGAUCAGAAAGCCCGAGGAAAGAGAAUACUACAUGCCAGAGGUACAAUCUGCGACUGCGACUACUCCCAGCAACUCUGGGUUCGGCAAGUUUGGAAGAGGUCGAACAAAAACCAAGGAGUCCCCGAUAAUGAGCAGCUACCCACGAACCCCUAGAGAGGUCCCGAAUCCCUCAUCUCCACCGCCUCCAAUGCCACAACAGCAAACACAAAGGCGGCCAUCCGAGCCUCCUAGUUCUUCGGGAUCCGGCCAGCGAUCUUCUUCUACCGACGGGCGGAUUACUUCUAAACUAAAGGCCUCCAAGGCAGCCAUCCAAAGCGAAAGCAAGAAGUGGUCUAUCAAGGGACAGAACAUAUGGGGUAAAUUUUCGAAGAAUCCGAAAUCGGCAGUAUUCGCGCCAACCAGCUUUGGGACAUUCCCUUCGAAACCCCCAAUCGACGUUGUCGGCAUGCCAUUGCCGGAAGCGACCAUAAAAACCAGAGUUGCGAAGGAACUAGUCCCUGGUGUUGAUGCUUCUGCAUAUUGGUUACCAGCCAUGGCAUAUCGGCUAAUAUCGUAUCUCAACGUCCAUGGGCCCAAAGAGCAGGGUAUUUACCGUGUGCCUGGAAGUACGGCGGCUGUGGAUAAGAUGCGAGAAGAGUUCUCUCGCAAUCACGAUCUUGAUUUGUUUCAGGAUCCACCAGAUGAUGUCAACACUGCUAGCAGCUUGUUGAAGAGUUUCAUCCGUUCACUCCCGGAACCAAUCCUGCCUCCUAAAUUCCAAGAAGAUCUAUACGAAAAGGUCCGCGACAAUACCAAUGCAAAGCAACCACCGCAAGUAUUCGUUGACAUGCUUUCGGCUUUACCACCGCAAAACUACUAUCUACUUCAACUCUUAACGAAUCAUCUCUCGAAUGUCCGACUCGCGGAGGAUGUCACCCGUAUGGGUCUAUCGAAUCUGGCAAUGAUCUUCUGUAGCACCAUGAAAAUGGAUAGGUACAUUUUCCAUUGGCUUGUGGGAAGUUGGUCGGAUUGCUGGGCCGGUUGUUGGGCAGAGGAGCAGAUGGCGGCGGCUGGCGGUGUGAGAGUUAGCUUUGAUACCCGCUCCGAGACAUCGAAGUCUGCGAUGAGCAGCCGAAAAGAUGAGCCGAUGGGUUUGGGCAUUCGGAGCAAUGAUGGACGUAGCCACGGCGGACCCAGUCAGGACGGGCGGAGCUAUGAUGGUCGUAGCGAUCGUCGAAAUAGCCAGGAAUUAGAUAUCCCCCUUCCGCCACUACCGACCCCCAGGGAACCCUCCCCUUCGGCGAGCACCAUUGGCAAGUCCAGCAGCAGGAAGCGCAUGUCCGGUAUCCACGAUGCACCUGAUACAGCGUUUGACCCUGAGCGUGGCCGGAAACGUGCCAGCCGAGAAAUCGACUGGCCGUCCCCACCCACUCCCUCCACAAUCAAACACCAUCGACGGCUAUCCUCUGCAGAAUCGAUUGUUAGCGCAUCAAGCUUGGCAGGAAAUGCUUCUUUCGGCCACGGAGGAGCCACCAUUCGCCAAGUCCCACGGGAAUCUAGAGAUCAUGAUCCAUUAUCCCCUCGCAUUAACGAACUCAUCGGGUCAUUCCGGAUGCGAGCUAAGGAACGUCGCAGCGUGGAUGUCUCGCAGCUUGCUAUCCUAGCUCAGCAAGCUUCAUUGCAUUCUCCGGGAAUUCCUCCACUCCCUACUGACUCGCCGAGAAUCCGCCAGGGACCUCUUCAUGCUGCAACCGAGCCCAUACCCCCUCGGCAACCCCUGACAGGAAGCUCGAGAAAUGCUUCUCACAAUGCCCCGGCGUCGCCGAGGCCAAAGCAAGGGCAGCAGAGAGCUCGGUCUGCUGAACGAAGUUCUCAACCUCGAGAAGUUGAGUUGCUGCCACCGAUGCCACCAUUGAGUCCUCUCCUGGCAGGACCAAACUACGGCCACUUUUAA